Gavia stellata (red-throated loon) is the source of this 1075-nucleotide messenger RNA. RefSeq names its product zinc finger AN1-type containing 1 (gene ZFAND1). The coding region runs from base 13 to 822 and encodes 269 amino acids. NCBI's taxonomy places the organism in Eukaryota, Metazoa, Chordata, Aves, Gaviiformes, Gaviidae. The transcript is spliced from 8 exons. Gene Ontology annotation, cellular component: cytoplasmic stress granule; cytoplasm. Gene Ontology annotation, biological process: cytoplasmic stress granule disassembly. Gene Ontology annotation, molecular function: zinc ion binding. The record is from RefSeq and is a predicted model, not a curated record.
GACGCGCGGAAAAUGGCGGAGCUGGAGCUGGGGCAGCACUGCGGGGUGGCAGAUUGCCGCCAGCUCGAUUUUCUCCCCUUUGUAUGUGAUGGCUGUUCAGGUGUCUUUUGUCUUCAGCACAGGAGCCGGGAUGCUCAUGGGUGUUCUGAGGUGAAUAUAAGAAACAAUUCUGUGAAACCAGAUCAGCACAGAUCUUACCAAUGCUCAUACAAGGACUGCAACAGAAAGGAGCUUUUGCCAGUUUUGUGUCCCUACUGUGAAAAACAUUUUUGUCUGAGACACCGACAUCAAUCAGACCAUGAAUGUGAGAAACUGGACACACCAAAACCUCGAAUGGCUGCCACCCAGCAGCUAGUUAAACAUAUUAUAGAUUCUAAAAAAAAUGAGGAAGCAAAAAGCAAAAACCGUAAAGGAGCGAAAAACAGUGAGACAGCAGCAAAAGUGGCAUUAAUGAAACUGAAAAUGCACGCAUGUGGGGACAAGUCCUUGCCUCAGGCAGAAAGAAUUUACUUUCAUGUGUUUUUACCAAAGGGGAACAAAGAGAAAAGCAAGCCCAUGUUCUUUUGUAGUAAGUGGAGUAUUGGCAAAGUAGUAGACUUUGCAGCUUCCUUAGCAAGCCUUAAAAAUGACAACAACAAAUCAACAUCCCAGAAAUUGAGAUUAUGCCAUACUGCCUCUGGAGAAGCCUUGCCAUUUGAGCACACGUUGGAAACAUGGCUAUCUGAUAAAGACUACCCAUUGUACAAUGGUGGAAAUAUAAUUUUGGAGUAUCUUGAUAAUGACGUUCUAUUUAUAGAAGAUACAGAGUCAUAUUUUAGUUAAUCAGUAAAUUAUCACAAACAAAAAAAAUGAAAGAUUUGUUUAGAAGUGUGGUAUUCAAACCAAGUCCAGUUUUCUUUAAAAAUCACUGGUAUGCCAGAAUCUGUCCUCAGUUGUAAAGACACAGUACCCAUCAAUUUCUCAACUGCUUGACUGACAGAAGAACUAUGUCCUGAAAGGAAAAUUAGUUAUUAUAAUAACUAAUACUACAGAUACUCACUUUCUAGAAUAAAUUCUUGCUUUAUUUAGCUGUAUA